This is a messenger RNA of Caenorhabditis remanei, 1896 nucleotides long. RefSeq lists its product as uncharacterized. The coding region runs from base 1 to 1896 and encodes 631 amino acids. The record is from RefSeq and is a predicted model, not a curated record. The transcript is spliced from 5 exons. Lineage: Eukaryota; Metazoa; Nematoda; Chromadorea; Rhabditida; Rhabditidae.
AUGAAGAUGACCAACUCUGGUGGAUCCGCUAGUCCGACGUCUUCAUCCGGAGCACCGUCGUCGUCAUCAAUUCUGGCGGAUGCUGAUGAGAAGGAGCAGUUCCUUCAGAAUCAGCUGAUUCAAUCUGGGCUCGCUGGAAACCAGUGGAUGUCAAUGCUUCUUCAACAGCAGCAACAGAAUAUGCAGACAGAGGCGACGUCGCCAACGAAACCCAAGGCGGAGCUGUCAGAUAUUAUUCAGAAUCCGGCAGCUAUUAUGGAGUUUCUGAAUGGAAAUGGAGACUUGGCAAAGUUUGCCGCACAAAUCGCUCAAAAUAACAAAAUGAACGAGAACGACACUGAAGACCAACGUGACUCGUCCCCCAGCCCUCCACCAGCUGUCUCCCUGAACUCAACCCUCGCUUCUAUGGUACUCCCAACAACUUCCACUUCAACUGGAUGCAGUGCUGCCAGCACGACGUCUUCAGUCGACUCGGCAGGCUCAUCAGUGAUUGUGAAUGGACACGUGGCACAGCAGUCGUCUGUAGAUGACGAUGAUAUCUCGACGCAACCAUCUGCAAAGAAACAGAAGACAGGAGAGGAGACUCCAGUGACACCGACAUCAAGUGCACUCAUGCAAUCACUUUUGGCACAAAUGGGUUUUCCGAAUUCACUUCAACAGCAGAGUCAGAAGCAGAUGAAGGAUAACCAGGAUAUGAUGCUUCAGCAUCUCUUCCCACAAUCAAUGGGACUUCCAAUAAUGUUCCCUUCUCAGCUUCACUCGCAGUUCGCUGGAAUGCAAGACUUUGAUUCGCUGUCUGCACUCUCUACACCAAACAAAGGAAGCGGAGUCAAGAGACAAUACUCAUCAAAUGGAAAGAACUAUUGUGACAUCUGCAACAAGGAAGUGUGUAACAAGUAUUUCCUCAGAACUCACAUGCUGAAAAUGCACGGAAUCGUUAUUGAUGAGAACAAGACAGUCAUUGCCAACAUUGACACUAGCAUCAAGGAGCGAGAAGGAGAGCUGACAUUCAGAUGUGACACCUGCCGGACGAUGUUCAAGACAAGAAAUCAACUUCGUCAGCAUCGACAGGAUGUUCAUGGAGUGUUGCCACUAUCAACUCCACGUAACAAUCAGAAUAAGACGUCCGUCCCAUCCACGCCAAAUGGAGCCAACAACAGCUCAUCUACUCCGAACUCUGCCUCGAUGAACGAGGACAAGUGUCAGUAUUGUGAGAAGAGAGUUUCUCCAGCCAUGAUGGGAUUGCAUGUGCUUCAAGAUCACAUGGGAAAUGUCGCUGGAGCAGGAUCCAAUGGAACUCCAGACUUGACUCAAGUUCUAUCGAUGCUGAACCAAGCUGCCAACCGAGUUCAUGCUAACAGCGAAGAAAAAGAUUUGAGCCCAUUCUUGGAUUGCACAGAAUGCAGCUACAAGUGUCGUGAUCCAAAGAAUAUGGAAGUGCAUCAGGAGAGACACGAGAAGAUGUCUGAGGCAAAAAUGAAGACGGAUGAGGAUGAGGACGUCGCAUUAAAGUUCACGACAGAAGCAGCUCUUCAAAUGGUUGUUCAGAAUCAAAAUCAAUUCGAUGGAGAUUCAUCAGCUGCUGCAUUGAAUCUGACAUUCAAGAAUGACUCGGCCAAGAAGGAAAUUAAGGAGGAGAAUGCGAUUGGAAAUCAGAAUCAUGAGCGAAACUCACAUACCAGCGGAAGCAUCUCUCCAACCGGAUCGAUUCCAGAAGCAUUUGUCAGCAGAGCUAUCACAGAGAAGCCGUUCCCAACACAGAACUUCUUGAUCAGAUGCAAUGACGAAUGUGGUGAAUUCCUUACCGAGUUCCUCGCCAAAUUCCCAGUGCGAUCAGUGAUUGAUGGACCACGAAAGAUUGUGUUCGAUCUUCUCCCAACAUCUGCAUCAACCUAG